AUGGGGGAGCUUCUCACCAACCAAACAGUCGUCUAUCUAUCAGAGCCAUACAAUGGCACACUGAUCAGCGACAACUGCUACAACGCAAUAAGCCCCGAAGUCCUAACCUCUAAUGGACUUGUGAACAGCUACAACUGCAUCAUGCUCUCAAUUAACGACCACCCAUAUCUGCGCCGACGGUACAUUCCAUCAAAGAACUACCAGCAACUCAAUCCCCACGCCAAGGAGGACCAGGUAUGGGUGGGCUUUAACAUGGACUGUGGCCUCUGA
This is a messenger RNA of Penicillium odoratum, 270 nucleotides long. RefSeq lists its product as uncharacterized. The transcript has 2 exons. Lineage: Eukaryota; Fungi; Ascomycota; Eurotiomycetes; Eurotiales; Aspergillaceae. Bases 1 to 270 code for a protein of 89 amino acids. The record is from RefSeq and is a predicted model, not a curated record.